Messenger RNA from Mollisia scopiformis, 3330 nucleotides. Its product is annotated as UDP-Glycosyltransferase/glycogen phosphorylase. Gene Ontology annotation, biological process: carbohydrate metabolic process. Bases 1 to 3330 code for a protein of 1109 amino acids. NCBI's taxonomy places the organism in Eukaryota, Fungi, Ascomycota, Leotiomycetes, Helotiales, Mollisiaceae. Gene Ontology annotation, molecular function: hexosyltransferase activity; UDP-glycosyltransferase activity. The transcript is spliced from 3 exons. The record is from RefSeq and is a predicted model, not a curated record.
AUGUCGAGACAGUGGCAGACGGAGAGACCAAGAGCGACCACGAAGACGUCUUUGCUGGGGAACCCGAAGCUCACUCGCAAUGCUACGAAUGUAUCGGCCUUGAACGCAGCGAUUUGGGACAGUCCACGACAUGACGACGAUUCUACAAGCUCCUCUUCGGACAACGAGACGGAUGAUGAUGCGGAAGGAAAUAAGAAGCAUGGUCGACGAGGGCGAGGGAAAAAAGACAGAGGAUACUCUAGGUUCAAUGUCGGCAAUGAGAAUUUCCAUACCAGAGGCAGAGUGAGGAAGGAUGGCAGAUUGACUAUCUCCGUCAACGAGACCAACAAUCGCGGAUACCUAGCAAAAGCUCUAGGUGCGACAUUUGGGCAUUUUGGCCCCUUUGCAACGGAUGAGAUGGCUAGUGUCCAUCAACAUCAUCUAGGACGAGAACAGCCUUCAAGAGCUUCUUCAGAAUCAACGAUCACUUCAGAUAUCCCUCGACCGAGGCUCAAUAUCGUGGUUAUGGUCAUUGGAAGUCGUGGGGACAUCCAACCAUUCCUGAAAUUAGGGAAGAAUCUGAAGGAAUAUGGACACAGAGUUCGGAUUGCUACUCAUCCUGCCUUUAAGGAUUUUGUGCAGAAUGAUUCUGGAUUGGAGUUCUUUUCUGUGGGUGGUAAUCCGGCUGAGCUUAUGGCUUUCAUGGUUAAGAACCCGGGCAUGAUUCCUACUAUGGAUACGCUGAAGAAAGGAGAGGUUGGUCGUCGUCGAGAUCAAAUGGCAGAGAUGUUUGAGGGAUUUUGGAGAGCUUGCAUUAAUGCUACGGACGAUGAGAAGGAUGUCUCUAAUCUUAAGAUGAUGGGAGAGAAAGCUCCAUUCAUCGCAGAUGCUAUUAUUGCGAACCCGCCUUCAUUCGCCCAUAUUCAUUGUGCAGAACGACUUGGUAUCCCGCUACAUUUGAUGUUCACGUUUCCUUAUACUCCAACGCAGGCAUUUCCUCACCCUCUGGCGAAUGUCAAGAAGUCGAAUGUCGAUCCUGGAUAUGCAAACUUUAUGUCUUAUCCUCUAGUUGAGAUGAUGACUUGGCAAGGACUUGGUGAUUUGAUCAACAACUUUCGAGUUAAGACCUUAGGACUGGAGCCAGUGUCUACUUUAUGGGCACCAGGUCAACUAUACAGGUUGAAAGUUCCAUAUACGUACCUAUGGUCCCCGGGACUGAUUCCAAAGCCAAAAGACUGGGGACCAGAAAUCGAUAUUGCCGGAUUUGUCUUCCUCGAUCUUGCUUCUUCAUUCGAGCCCCCAGAAGACUUGGUAAAGUUCUUAGAUACCGGAGAGCCGCCUGUCUAUAUCGGCUUUGGUUCGAUUGUCGUUGACGACCCAGACAAGUUCACUAAGAUGAUAUUCGAAGCUGUUGAGAAAGCUGGCGUGAGAGCACUUGUAUCUAAAGGUUGGGGAGGCUUGGGAGACGACGAUAAUACCCCUGACAAUAUUUACAUGCUUGAGAAUACGCCUCACGACUGGCUAUUCCCGAAGGUCUCAGCAGUUGUUCAUCAUGGCGGAGCAGGAACGACUGCAAUUGGACUAAAAUGUGGCAAACCAACCAUGAUCGUACCGUUCUUUGGAGAUCAACAAUUCUGGGGAGCUAUGAUCGGAGAGGCAGGCGCCGGCGCAAAACCAAUUCCCUACAAGAGUCUGACAGCAGAUAAGCUAGCAGAGGGCAUCAAGCAAUGUUUGACUGACGAAGCGCGAAAGGCUGCGGAGAAGAUCGCCAGCGAUAUCGAGGCAGAAGGUGAUGGAGCGAAGAACGCUGUCAUUUCUUUUCAUCGAAGUCUGGUACUCAGAGGACAACAGUCUAUGCGGUGCUCCAUGCUGGAGGAUCGAGUAGCAGUCUGGAAUUUAAAAAACACGAGUUUACGACUGAGUGCACUUGCUGCAGAAUUGCUCGUGGAAAAGAAGAAGAUUACAUGGAAGCAAUUACGACUAAUACGACAUAAUGAAUGGAAUGACUUUGAAGGACCUGGGGAGCCUCUUACUGGUGGAGCAACGGCUAUCAUGGGUACUGUCACCGGAAUUGCAACUGGCAUUGGAAGUGUACCAUUCAAGAUUGCGAAAAGUUCGAAAAAGCGUGCUAGACAUGAAGAGAAGAAGCAACGCAAGUCUCAAGAAGCUAGCCGGAGAAGAAGUGGCGAGAAGAUGGACAAUGGCAAACAACAUCAAGAUGACAAGCAGAACGGAAAGCCUAUAAGUGGGAACAGCCAGGAUCAGACUGAUAGUACUCAAGACAAAGAGCAAAAAGUAUCACAUAGACCUGAUAUUUCGACUACACGCUCACGAGGAACUGGUAGUGCUGCGAGCGAUCCGGGGAUGGGCAAGCAUACUAUACAAGGCGAACCUGUCCAGCAAAAGCACGAUGCGGAGAAUGAACACAAACAGCGCGAUAACGACGACGACGAUGAUGAUUCGGAAUUAUCUGACGACCCAGAAGAAAAUGCCAUAGAAGAAAUGGCUCACAAUGUUGGGUCAGGCGUAGGCAAAACCGCCGAAGCUAUUGCUCGUAGUCCCAUGGACCUGAGCCUUGCCAUUGCUCAAGGCUUCCACAAUGCACCAAGGCUCUAUGGUGACUCAACUGUGAGAAGGCCCACACGGAUAACUGGAGUCAAAUCUGGAUUCAAAGCAGCGGGUGAAGAGUUCGCAUUUGGUAUUUACGAUGGCGUUACAGGAAUCGUCAGGCAACCAUACACCGGUGCUCGCGACAAUGGCGCCUUCGGAUUUGUGAAAGGUGUAGGCAUGGGUCUAACUGGAUUUGUGCUUAAAGAUCUAGCAGCCAUCAUCGGACCAGUUGGCUAUACAUUCAAGGGGUUUCAUAAGCAGCUACUAAAGCACAAGCAACCAACGAACUUCAUUAGAAAGGCAAGAAUUCUAGAAGGUCAGCGAGAUCUGAAUGAACUCGACGAGAAAGCACAGAAGGAGGUAAUGGACGCUGUCUGCCAUGGCUGGUCAGUGGUCCAACAGAUCUGGGCGGUCAUGGAAGAAGAGAAGCGCGCUUCGGGCUUGGGAGGCAGACUACGGGUGAUGAGGGAACGAAAGACAUGGAGAGCAAAUGGAGCUUUCGAGAACGUCACGAUGGCCGAGCGAGCUUUGGAAGCUAAGCGGAAUGGCGAGAGUCUAGAAGGAGUCUUUGCUCAGCAAAGAGUAGAGCUCGCUAAUUCGCAGAGGCCGCGAAAGAACGUGGUGAAGGAUCUAGAGCAAGGCAAUGGGAAUGAGGUUGAUGCUGAUGCACAGCAUAUACAGAAGAAUGGGAAGGCGAGAGCACCGACUAAGGAGACACCUGACAUCCUUGGACGAGCCUGA